Messenger RNA from Pyrenophora tritici-repentis Pt-1C-BFP, 1674 nucleotides. Its product is annotated as Pyr-redox-3 multi-domain protein. Lineage: Eukaryota; Fungi; Ascomycota; Dothideomycetes; Pleosporales; Pleosporaceae. The record is from RefSeq and is a predicted model, not a curated record. Gene Ontology annotation, molecular function: oxidoreductase activity.
AUGGUUCAUUUUAGGACAGAUAUUGGGGCGACGAACGAGGCGGCGGACCCAAAUAAUGAAAAUUAUGCAAAGGAGCUCGAGACCGACGUGCUGAUUGUAGGUGCUGGGUUUGGUGGCAUCUACAUGAUGCAUAAGCUUCGUCAGCAGGGUCUCAAAUGCAAGAUCAUGGAGGCUGGUUCCAAUAUUGGUGGUAUCUGGCACUGGAAUUGUUAUCCAGGUGCACGGGUUGAUUCGCAGGUGCCUGUAUAUGAGUAUAGUAUGCCUGAAGUUUGGCAGGACUGGAAUUGGUCAUGCAGAUAUCCUGGGGCGGGGGAGCUUCAGAAAUACUUUGAUCACGUGGAGAAGAAACUGGAAAUCAAGAAGGAUUGUGCCUUCAACACCAGAGUUGUCAGCGCGCAAUAUGACAAGCGAUCCUCGAGAUGGAUCGUAAAGACAGAAGAUGGCAGGACGGCGCGUUGCAAGUACUUCCUCUUGGCCAUCGGGUUCGCAGCAAAGAGACAUUUCCCCGACUGGCCGGGCAUGGAAAAGUUUGCAGGAGAGAUUCACCACUCCAGUUUCUGGCCCGAAUCCGGAGUAGAUGUAAAGGGCAAACGCGUUGCGGUCAUCGGUGCUGGCUCCACUGGUGUUCAGAUCGCCCAAGAAACUGCAAAGGAGGCAGCUAGUGUAACGCAAUUCGUCCGGACACCGAACCUGUGUCUGCCUAUGCAGCAAAAAUCAUUGACAAAGGAAGAACAAGACAAGAGAAAGCAGGGCGAAUACCAGGAAAUCUUCAAGAGACGAUUGAACACGUUCGCCGGCUUCGCAUACGACUACAUCGAGAAGAACACAUUCGACGACUCACCGGAGGAGCGCGAGGCAUUCUACGAGAAGAUGUGGGAGAAUGGUGGUUUCGAGUUCUGGCUGGCGAACUACAAAGACUUGUUAUUCGACAACAAGGCUAAUCGUGAAGCGUACAACUUCUGGGCGAAGAAGACCCGGGCCCGGAUAACAGAUCCGGAGAAACGUGAAAUCCUUGCGCCCCUGGAGCCGCCACACGCAUUCGGUACCAAGCGGCCAAGUCUGGAGCAGAACUAUUACGAGAUGCUCGAUAGACCGGAAAACAAGGUUAUUGAUGUGAAGAAGACGCCAAUUAAGGAGUUCAACGAAAAGGGUAUUGUGCUGUCUGAUGGCACACUCCACGAAUUCGACGUCAUUGCUCUUGCAACCGGCUUCGACUCGGUGACGGGAGGAAUAAAGAACAUGGGAUUGAAGGACGUCGACGGUGUUGAGCUUGCAGAGAAGUGGAAAAACGGCACCUAUUCAUACCUCGGCAUGACCUUGAGUGGAUUCCCCAACUGCUUCUUCAUGUAUGGCGCUCAAGGCCCGACGGCGUUUUCCAAUGGACCGACAUGUGUUGAGGUACAGGGAGAUUGGAUUGUCGACGCCAUAGUCAAAUUACGAGAUGAAGGAAUUACCUACUGUGACCCCACACAUGAAGCCGAGCAACAAUGGCGCGAGAAGAUUGUGGAGUUGAGCGACAAGACGUUAUUUCCACAGACGGAUAGCUGGUAUAUGGGUGCUAAUGUGCCGGGCAAGCUUCGAGAGCAGCUGAACUUUGCCGGGGGAUUCCCGCUGUAUAGGCAGAUGACGCGCAGCGCGCUAGAGAAUGGGUUUGAGGGAUUCAUCACGGCGUGA